CGCUGCCGCCCAUGGCCCCCUGAGCCGCCGCCGCUGCCGCCGCGCCCGGGCGGCCAUGAAGCCGCUGGAGAAGUUGCUGAAGAAGCCGGGCUCGCACCUGCCCGCCCGCCCCCCCGCACCGGCACCGGCACCGGCAGCGCGGCGGCAGAGCCUAUCGCGCCCUCCCGCAUCGCCCGAGGAACCGGCGGGGCCGGCGGGGCCGCAGCCGGGGGGCGAGGGCCGGUGGCUGGAGCUGCGUCCGCCCGAGGCGCCGCUUCGCUCCCCCGAGGAUCCAUCCCCGGGAGGCGACCGGGACCGGGACCGGGAGCCACCGAGCCCGGAGCCGCCGCCCGCCGCCCGCUGCUGCUGCGGCUGCGGCCCCGUCGCGCCCGUGCCCCCCGAGCGGCUCCUGACCGCGUUCCUGGAGCGGCUCCCGGCGGGCGGAGCUCACGGCCGCGGCUGCGGAGCAGAAUCGCUGCUGGAUGACAUCGUGCUCACACACUCGCUCUUCCUGCCCACCGAGCGCUUCCUGCAGCAGCUGCACCAGCACUUCGUGCUGCCGCGCUGGGAGGACGGGGCCGGGCUGCGGCGCAAGCGGGCGGUGCUGGCCGUGCUGCUGCACUUCCUCGAGACCUACAAGGGGCUGCUGCAGGAGGAGGAGAGCGCCGGGAAGGUGAUCAAGGAGCUCUACCUGCUCAUCAUGAAGGACACGUCCCUGUACCGCGACCUGGAGGAUGAGAUCCUCAAACUGCACCAGCUCGUGGAGACCGUGGAGCUCAAGGUGGCCGACGAGACCCCCCCCCCGAACAAGCAGGUGAAGCCGCUCUUCAGGCACUUCCGCCGCAUCGACUCCUGCCUGCAGACGCGGGUGGCGUUCCGCGGCUCCGACGAGAUCUUCUGCCGCGUGUACAUGCCCGACCACUCGUACGUGACCAUCCGCAGCCGGCUCUCGGCCUCGGUGCAGGACAUCCUGGCCUCCGUCACCGAGAAGCUGCAGUACUCGGAGGAGCAGAGCACCCGCGAGGACGCCCUCAUCCUCGUCACCGUGGCCUCAUCCGGAGAGAAAGCCGUGCUGCAGCCCAGCGAGGAGUGCGUCUUCACCACCCUGGGCAUCAACAGCCACCUCUUCGCCUGCACCAGGGACACCUUCGACUCGCUG
Molecule: messenger RNA, 1138 nt
Organism: Pezoporus flaviventris
Lineage: Eukaryota; Metazoa; Chordata; Aves; Psittaciformes; Psittacidae
Product: rap guanine nucleotide exchange factor-like 1
Source: RefSeq, a predicted model, not a curated record